Molecule: messenger RNA, 900 nt
Organism: Cercopithifilaria johnstoni
Lineage: Eukaryota; Metazoa; Nematoda; Chromadorea; Rhabditida; Onchocercidae
Source: the annotation of a GenBank genome assembly
AUGUGGUUUGAUUUGGACGAAAGAAAAACAUGGUGGCAUAGUUUGGCGAAAUGUUUCCUCAGGCUCGGUCCGAUUCCAGAACAUAUUGCUUUCAUUAUGGACGGCAAUCGACGAUAUGCCCGCAGGCAACGGUAUUCGUCGUUUACUGAAGGUCAUCGCAAGGGUUUUGAUAAGUUAACAAAAGUGAUGCAAUGGUGCCGAGAAUUUGGCGUGAAAGAAGUGACCGUAUAUGCGCUUAGUUUAGAAAACUUUAAGCGGAGCGCAACCGAAAUUGACGAUUUGUUGACGUUAUUCGAUCACAAACUUACAGAUCUUCUAGAUGAAAGUUUAGUGGAUAAACUUAUUGAAAAUGGUAUUCGUAUUCAAUUUUUUGGGAAUUUAGAACACCUUCCACCAAAGCUUCGACAGCAGAUAGCGAGAAUUGAAUUGUUAACAAGGGAACACAAUAGUGGCACAGUGAAUGUAUGUAUUGCCUACACAGCGCAGGAUGAACUAAAAAGAGCUUUUGUUACAAUAGCUCAUGGCGUCCAAAAAGGGUUACUGGCAACAACUGAUAUAAACGAAUGUUUAAUAUCACGUUGUCUUGAUAGUCGCUUCUCGAAUGAUCCAGAUCUGCUGAUUAGGACAAGUGGAGAGACACGACUGAGUGAUUUCCUACUAUGGCAGUGCUCCAAAUGUCAUAUCUAUUUUGAUGAAGUGCUGUGGCCAGACUUUGACUACUGGAAUCUGUGUAAGGCAAUAUAUUUUUAUCAACAAAGUCAGAUACCCUUAAAGCGGUUAAAUGAAAACUGCUUUGCGGAACAGAAACCAACAAAUAAUGAAAAUGUUUUGGAGUUCCUCCGCUGGGCUGAUGAGGAACGCUUGGAGAACUUACGACAAAUGUCCGAGGCAAUAUGUUAA